Molecule: messenger RNA, 1342 nt
Organism: Brassicogethes aeneus
Lineage: Eukaryota; Metazoa; Arthropoda; Insecta; Coleoptera; Nitidulidae
Source: the annotation of a GenBank genome assembly
UCGCUUUUAGUUUUGACGUUUUCCCGGCAACAUUUGUGUUUUUAAGCGAAAAAAAUGUAUUUGAGAAGUAAAGCCAGAAAGGCGAAGAAAAUUAAGCAAAAUGUGGUUAAGAAGACCUAUUUCACAAGGAGCACCACAAGACAAACAACUUUAAAAAAAAGUGCACCAAGAAAAAAAGCAAAAUCUUUAGUAAGAAAAGAAAAUCUGUGCACUUUACCUGAUGACAUACUAAUAGAAAUUUUUUCCCAUUUGGAUUUAAAAUCGAUUAGUAAAUGUGCUAUGUCAUGCUCAAGAUUAAAUUACAUAUCAAAAUACAGUACAUUAUACAAAACAAUACACCUAAAGUAUGAUUUGAGUCCCAAUAUUCUUAAAUCAUUGUUAUCCAAGGCUAGCUGUCUAAAAAGGUUGUCAAUAGAAUAUCAGACGUUUGAUUAUGACGAUGAUUUAUUCGACUACCUCAUAGACGAUUACCUUGAUUACGAUAUUGACGAUUUUCUAUGUGACCAGUUUGCUCAUGCUCAAGACAACAAGUAUUUUGAAAAAUAUAUUAAACUGUUCAUACAACAAUUGGGGGGCAAACUGGAUUUUUUGGAGGUGGUAAGGUGCAGAAAUAGGGAUAUAUUAUUAUCUAUAUCAAAAUGCACAAAUUUAAAAGAACUCAACUUAACCAGCUGCAAAAGUAACUUUGAAACACUGAUCACACUUGGUAAUUUAAAAAAGAUAAAAUUUAAACAGUGCAACUUUUCACAGAAUACAACACUAGCUGUAGCAGUAGAUAUUAUAAAAAAUAAUGUUAACUUGAAAAAAGUACAUUUAGUAAGUAAUACAAAUGUAGACAUAAACAAAAUAUGCGAAACUUUGUCUCUAAACAAUUUGCAAGUAACUGAUCUUCAUUUAAGAGGAUAUGACGAAAUAAAUGACGAAAGCAUACGUAGUUUGCAAAAUUUGAUAAAUCUGAAAUCUUUGGUUUUAUGUUACAUAAAAUGCGAUCCCGUAGAUUCCCUACCACACUUGCUAGCCGCAUGCCGAAAAUUGGAAACGUUCGAAAUAUGCGAAUGGGCAGAAUUAAACGACAAUAAUUUUAUACCAGCGCUAGAUAUGCUAAGACAACUAACCAAACUGAGAUUGGAUCUCACAGAUAUUACGAUUAAAAGUUGCAGAAGAGCUGUAGAGAAGCUGCCAAGACUCAAAGAAAUGCACGUUCACGGUAAUGGUAGGGUGCAUAGGGCUCAAUUGGCCAAACUUCAGAAAAAGUUUGCAGACAUCACAAUUCCUUAUUAUUAAGUAUUUAAAAAAAUUGUUUUCGUUUCACUAAUUAUUUAAUAAAGUUUUCUACUUUGCG